Aspergillus uvarum CBS 121591 is the source of this 2013-nucleotide messenger RNA. RefSeq names its product Zn(II)2Cys6 transcription factor. The transcript is spliced from 2 exons. The record is from RefSeq and is a predicted model, not a curated record. NCBI's taxonomy places the organism in Eukaryota, Fungi, Ascomycota, Eurotiomycetes, Eurotiales, Aspergillaceae. The coding region runs from base 217 to 1962 and encodes 581 amino acids. Gene Ontology annotation, biological process: regulation of DNA-templated transcription. Gene Ontology annotation, molecular function: DNA-binding transcription factor activity, RNA polymerase II-specific; zinc ion binding.
ACGAGAGAGACCGAACUCAGACCCAAUAACUCCCCUAGGUGGCGGCCCACGGCCCAUAUUAUCUUCAGCCGUGAAGCUCCGUCCUCCUUGCACUCAAUUCAGCAAGCAUGCUGUCUUCACAGUAUAUAGCCUUGUGCUCUUAUUCCUUCCAAAAGACAGGCAACUCAACCGUUCCCAUCGCUCUCUUUGUCUCGAUCUCCUCCCACACUGACCACAAUGCAACUUCUCACCCUUUCAAAGAUCACAGUAAUGCUAUUCGCGACCUACGCAUAUUCAAAUUGUCAGAUGGCCGGCUUCAACGAGUGCAAAUGGUGGGGCAGCUCCCCAUUCUGCGGGUCCAGCAAAUCCACCCCCGGCGACACCGACUCGGACGGCUGGCUCUUCGUCGCCUCGACAAGGACAAAGAAUUGGGAUGUGCUGUGCAGGGAGAUCUCCGACUCGUGUUGUCGGGACUACGGAGACGGGUGUCUGACCGGGAUACGCCAUGUCAAGUGUGGGGAAGAGAAGCCCGCGUGCAGCCAGUGCACACGCUCUGGGCGCAAAUGCGACGGCUACACCGAAGCCUCACAAAGUCAACUUCGCCAAGCCCUCAUCCAGUCUACCCCUUGGCACCCGGGGUUGAGCCCGACUUCGGAUCAAAGGAUUGUGCUCGUGCCAGGCACGUGGGAGGAGCGGCAGUACGUGCAGUUCUUUUGCACGCAAACCGCGCCCGCGCUGUCGGGCUUCUUCCCGUCGCAGUUCUGGAACCAGUUCCUCCCGCAACUCAGCCAUCGUAACCAGGCGGUCCGGCAUGCCGUUGCCGCUGUCGGAGCGCUGCACCAGCGUCAACUGGCAGGCUGGUCUGAGCCUGCACAGGCCACUGUUGAGUUCACGCUGCAACAGUACAACAAAGCGAUCCAACAGUUUCUACGGCAGAUCGAAGUCCCGAACGAGAUGGGGUCUGACCUGAUGCUCAUCCAAUGCCUCCUAUUUGUCUGUCUCGAGAUGCUCCAGGGCAACUCCAGGCAAGCCAUGAAUCACGUCCAAGGCGGCCUGGACAUCCUCUCGAGGCAGACUGUCGCUGUCGACACUAUCAAUAAAGACCUGUUCCAGUUCUUCUGCCGACAAAACAAUCAAUUGUCGUACUUUGGUCGACCGCUCAUGCCAGCGCUGGACAUAGGAUCUCCCGAUUCUUCCCCUCUCCGAUCGCAUAAAAAUCUCAGUUUUGACCAUAUCGACCAGGCGAGGGAUUACCUGACGAGCAUGAUUACCAGGUGCCUGUCCUUUGUCCGUUUCGCCCAGCAUCACGUCCUGGCAAACCCACCGCAACCGCUGUACUCAGAACAUUUCCAGCAGCAAGGAGCAUUACUCAGGGAGUGCCAUGCAUGGUUCCAAGCCUUCGAGACACUGCGGAGAAAGCCCGCCAAGGCCAGCGGGACCCUCGAUCCGCGGGCGCCCUUGUCUAUGGCAUGCCAGUACCACACCGCGAUCACGUGGCUGAGCACUUGUACCUCUCUCGAUGAGAUGGUUCUCGACAAGUUCAUCCCGAAUUUCGAAGCCAUCGUGUGUGCAGGUGAGAAGUUGGUCGAAUUGUGUGUUGUAGACGAACGCAGCUCGGUCGGGGAGCAGUUUUUCCUCGACGCUGAGCUAAUACCUGUGCUUUACUGGACGGCCCAGCGCUGUCGACACCCGGUUCUGCGGCGGAGAGCUCUUGCUCUAUUAUCGAGAUACCCAGCCCGGGAAGGCUUGUGGGACAAAGGGCUGCAUGUUGCGGUGGCGAGUCGGGUUAUGGAACUGGAGGAGGUGGGGCUUUCGCAUCUGCCCGUCGCGCAGAGGACUCCGCUGGCACGUCAGCGGGUGCACGAUGCGUCAAUAGUAAGCGAAAGGGAGUCACGGGCGAAUCCGUGCCUGGUGCUUUUCCGCUCUAAGCCUCAUGGACUAGACGGGCCCUGGGAGCUUCGAUGGGAGAAUGUGGGCUGGUGAGCGAGACGAGGCGUCCUCUCGCAGGAUCAGCCGUGGCUAAAUAGAUCUACC